Molecule: messenger RNA, 836 nt
Organism: Triticum dicoccoides
Lineage: Eukaryota; Viridiplantae; Streptophyta; Magnoliopsida; Poales; Poaceae
Product: NDR1/HIN1-like protein 13
Exons: 1
Coding region: 33-836 (267 amino acids)
Biological process (GO): defense response to other organism
Cellular component (GO): plasma membrane
Source: RefSeq, a predicted model, not a curated record
CUCGCAGGCGACGCGACUCGGCAACUCCAGCCAUGGCGGACCGCGUCCACCCCGCGCCACUGCUGCCACUCUCCACCCCACCUGCCCCGCCGACUGACAACAGAGACGCGGCCGCGGAGAACGCGCCGCUGCGCUCCACAGCGGCGGCGCCGGGCGCGUCGUACGUCGUGCAUGUGCCCAAGGACCAGGUGCUCCGGGUCCCGCUCCCGCCCCCGGACCGCAAGCUCGCCGCGCGGACGGCCCGGCGCCGCAUGCUCCGCCGCGCCUGCUGCGGCGCGUGCUGCGCGCUCCUCCUCCUGCUCGUCCUCGCCGCGGCGUUCGUCGGCGCCGUCUACCUCGUCCUCCGCCCUAGGGCGCCCUCCUUCUCCGUCACAUCCCUCUCCGUCGCCGGCCUCCUCGACCCCUCCCCCGCGCAGCUCGACGCCGCCGUGCGCGCGGACAACGGCGCCAACAGGAAGGUCGGCGUGGACUACCGCGGCGGCGGCGAGGUCAGCGUCUCCUACUCCGGCGUCCUCCUCGCGACGGGCCGCUGGCCGGCCUUCUACCAGGCGCCGAGGAACGUGACGCUGAUCUCGAUGCCGCUCACCGGGAGGGACGGCGUGGCCCUCACGGACGAUCAGAGGGGGCGGCUGGCGGAGCAGGCCGCGGCGGGCGCCGUGCCGCUGACGGUGGAGGCGCGGGUGCCGGUGCGGGUGAGGCUCGGGAAGGUGCUGCGGACGUGGACCGUGGACGUGUGGGCGCGGUGCGAGGUCACGGUGGACAGGAUCGACGGCGAGACGACGGCCGCCAACAGGGGGUGCAGGGUCAAGGCCAAGCCGCUCUGGUGGUGGUGGUGA